CCUUGUACUUGUAUAUCUAAAAUGUGUUUGAUUUCUGCUGCUGUUUCGGACAAGUGUUGUACGAUGGAUGUUUUUGAGAAACGAGCCGCUGUUUUCAUGGAGACGACGAAGAGAUUUCCGCGUAAAAUUUGGAAACUGGGUCGAGAUGAUCCACGACGAGCGAUCCAUUCGAUCAAAGUUGGAGUGUCGUUGACGUUGGUGUCUUUAUUAUAUCUUUUGAAUCCAUUGUUUAAAGGGGUUGGGGAGAAUGUCAUUUGGGCUGUUAUGACUGUUGUUGUUGUGCUUGAAUUCACUGCCGGAGCAACUUUGUGCAAAGGAUUGAAUCGAGGUCUUGGGACGUUGUUCGCAGGAUCGUUGGCGUUCUUAUUCAAGUUCAUUGCUACAGACAGCGGGAAGGUUUUUUGUGCGGUUUUUAUAGGAGCUUCGGUUUUUCUGAUCGGAUCGAUCAGCACGUACUUGAGGUUUUUCCCGUACGUAAAGAAAAACUACGAUUAUGGUGUCGUUAUAUUCCUCUUGACGUUUAACCUAAUUACUAUAUCGAGUUAUCGAGUCGAUGAUGUGCUAAAGUUAGCUCGUGAGCGUCUCUACACCAUGGCUAUUGGUUCCGGCGUUUGCAUUCUCAUGAGUCUUUUCAUUUUUCCGAUUUGGUCCGGAGAAGAUCUUCAUAAUUUCUCCGUUUCCAAGAUCGAAGGUUUGGCAAAAUCAAUCGCAGCUUGUGUUGACGAAUACUUUAGCGACGGAGAGCCAGAUGCCGGAAAAGAUAAAUCGAUAGAGGAUCCAAUUUACGAGAACUAUAAGGCUGUUUUGGACUCUAAAUCCACAGACGAAACCCUCGCGUUGCACGCGAGCUGGGAGCCACGACAUUCAUGGCACUGUAAUCCGUUCCCGUGGCAACAAUAUGUUAAACUCGGAGGUGUUCUUCGCCAUUUUGGAUAUACGGUUGUCGCUCUUCAUGGAAGUUUACAAACUGAAAUCCAGACUCCAAAAUCGGUUCGAUUACUGUUCAAAGAUCCGUGCACUCGCUUGGCAACCGAAGUAUCAAAAGCCCUAAUGGAACUAGCCGAUAGCAUACGCAAUCGUCGGCAAUGUUCACCGGAAAUACUCUCGGAUCACCUCCACCAAGCCCUACAAGACCUUGACACCGCCCUGAAAUCGCAACCACGGCUCUUUCUGGGGCCAAAUGGUCCUAACAACACCGCCAACAUGCUAGCCCUAGUGGCCGAAACGACCCGAUCGAAGCCCGAAAAGCAUUUAUCGAGCGUAAAAACAGAAUCAUCAGCAUUGUUCGAGUGGCGAUCAAAACGAACUUCCAAGCAAUCAAUGGAGGCAGAAGGGAGGUUGUUGAGGCCAACGCUGAGCAAACUCGCGAUCACGAGCUUGGAAUUCUCGGAGGCGUUGCCGUUUGCCGCAUUUGCGGCGUUGCUGGUGGAAGCGGUUGCGAAACUUGACCUUGUGAUCGAAGAAGUGGAAGCGUUGGGGAGGAUUGCUUGCUUCAAAGACUUUGAAAUCGGAGAUGAUGUGGUCUUCAACAUCUCUAAAAUGGAGAUUAAUUUGCCUUCUAACAGUGUCGACUAAUUUAAUAUUUUACUGGCUAUUUAGCAGCUUAAGUGGUAAGAAUGAUUAAUAAGCUCUUAUGAU
This is a messenger RNA of Cynara cardunculus var. scolymus (artichoke), 1638 nucleotides long. RefSeq names its product aluminum-activated malate transporter 12-like. Bases 22 to 1575 code for a protein of 517 amino acids. Gene Ontology annotation, biological process: malate transport. Gene Ontology annotation, cellular component: plant-type vacuole membrane. The transcript is spliced from 6 exons. The record is from RefSeq and is a predicted model, not a curated record. NCBI's taxonomy places the organism in Eukaryota, Viridiplantae, Streptophyta, Magnoliopsida, Asterales, Asteraceae.